AUGGCUGAAAGGAAGGUUUUGAAUAAAUAUAUCCCACCGGAUUUUGAUCCGGAUAAGUUAAUGGAAAGUAAGAAAUUGUUAAAAAAAAUAGAAAAGAGAAAGAAUAGGAACCAGAAUAAGACUAAAAAGAAAUUAAUGAAUAUAAGAAUGAUGUAUCCAUUUACUUUGAAAUGUAAUAAAUGUAAAACGUUUACGUACGUUGGUACAAAAUUUAAUUCAAGAGUCGAAAAAUUAAAGGAUGAAACUUAUUUGAAUAUACCAAUAUGGAAAUUUUAUGGCAAAUGUCAAGAAUGUAAAAAUGAAAUUAUAUUUAAAACAGAUCCUAAGAAUGGUGAUUAUUUAUUAAUAGCUGGAGGUACACGAACCUAUGAUGCACAUAAAGAACAAGAAUUAGCAGAUGAUUAUUAUAGAAAUAGUAAUGUUAAAGAUGAAGAUAAAAUUAAAAAUACAGAAAAACAAUCAUAUAAUGCCAUGUUAGAAUUAAAAAUGAAUGAACAAUUAGAAGAAUUACAAAAUAUGAAUAAAAGACAUUUAGAUAAAUUUAGUAGUAUAAAUAAAGCUUUAAAUCGUUUAUAUGAAAAAAGCGAAUUAGAAAACAAAGAAAACAAUUUCUUUAUGAAUAAUCUAGACUCAGAGGAUGAAAAGGCAUUUUUUAGUUUACUUAAUAAAAGUAGGUCGUCUAAAGAUCAUAUAGGGGACAAUUUGAACAAAUAUAAUCCAUCAAAUAACAAUUGGGUAAAUAAAAAUAUAGAAAAGGAUAAUAUUAUAAUAGAAGAAGUAGAACUUGAUGAUAAUAAAAAUAACAAUGAUGAAGUAAAUGAAUAUAUAAGUGAAGGUGAAGGUGAACAUUCAGAUGGAAAUAAUAUCAAUGAAGUUAAUGAAUCAUUUUCAGAUUUAUUAUUAAAAAAGAAAAAAAAUAGAUAUGAAAAAGAAAAUACAGUAAAAAUUAAACAAGGAAAUAUUGAUACUGAAGAUAAACCCAAAGAUAAUCAACAAGACAAAACAAAUAAUAUCUCUUUUAAAAAUACGAUAAGUAAUAAUAGUUCAUCAUUUUCAAAUAUAAUUCAUAAACCAAUGUUUAAUAAAAUAAAUAAAGAAACAAAUUUUAAUUUUGUAAUAAAGAAAAAAGAAAAUUUUCAAAGUCUUUUGAGUGAAUAUAAUUCUGAUAAUUCCAAUGAAUCAGAUAAUUGA
Messenger RNA from Plasmodium falciparum 3D7, 1191 nucleotides. Its product is annotated as Saf4/Yju2 family protein. NCBI's taxonomy places the organism in Eukaryota, Apicomplexa, Aconoidasida, Haemosporida, Plasmodiidae. The record is from RefSeq and is a predicted model, not a curated record. Gene Ontology annotation, biological process: mRNA splicing, via spliceosome.